UCCGGUUUUAAUGCUGAUUUAGCACAAAUUAAUUGGAAUUCUAUAAUCGCGAAUAAAAGGGACAAUAUAGAUAAACUAUUCACCGCUUUUUACGAUAAAGUAAAUAAUUUAACAAACAAAUAUUCCCCAUUAAAACUUAUUUCUAAACGAAUGAUAAAGCAAUUUUCUAAACCAUGGAUAACUAAAGGAAUAAGAAGGUCAAUUAAAAUAAAAAACAAAUUAUAUCAUUCUGCGGACAAAAACAAGUACAAACUAUAUCGAAACAAAAUAACAAUCUUAACACGAAUUAGCAAAAAAUCUUAUUUCCACGAAUAUUUCAAUAACAACCUUACAAACAUGAGAAAAACGUGGGAGGGCAUAAACAACCUGAUAAACCGCAAGAGAAAGAACCAUAAAACGAUCACAGCAUUAAGAUGCCCAAUUAAAAAGGAAAUGAUCAAGAAUCCCAAAGAUAUUCCUGACAUUCUAAACAAACAUUUUUCAACCAUUGCUAAGAAAUUAGCUUCUAAAUUACCCAACUCAAACACACAUUUUAGUCAAUACCUUAAUAGCCACAAUUAUCUCAAUUCGUUCUUUUAUAACCCUGUUAUCCCCUCUGAGGUUGAAUUUGAAAUUACUUCAAUGCCUUGUAAUAAAGCAGAUGGACUUUACUCGUGUCCUAUACGCAUCCUAAAAUGUAUAAAACAGCAAAUAUCUUGGCCACUAGCUGAAAUAAUAAAUCUUUCAAUUCAAACAGGAGUAUUUCCUUCAAAACUAAAGCGUGCCAAAGUUGUUCCAAUUUAUAAAACUGAUGAUGAAACUGACCCAGGAAACUAUAGACCAAUCUCGCUGCUCUCUAAUUUUAACCAAAUUAUUUCAAAAAUUAAUGUACAAACGACUUAA
Messenger RNA from Paramuricea clavata, 882 nucleotides. Lineage: Eukaryota; Metazoa; Cnidaria; Anthozoa; Malacalcyonacea; Plexauridae. The record is from the annotation of a GenBank genome assembly.